Drosophila busckii is the source of this 2605-nucleotide messenger RNA. RefSeq names its product ras-GEF domain-containing family member 1C. Bases 292 to 2466 code for a protein of 724 amino acids. NCBI's taxonomy places the organism in Eukaryota, Metazoa, Arthropoda, Insecta, Diptera, Drosophilidae. The record is from RefSeq and is a predicted model, not a curated record. The transcript has 6 exons. Gene Ontology annotation, molecular function: guanyl-nucleotide exchange factor activity. Gene Ontology annotation, cellular component: plasma membrane. Gene Ontology annotation, biological process: Ras protein signal transduction; positive regulation of GTPase activity.
AGAAAAUAAGUAAAUAAAAAUAAAUUGCGAGUAAAUUAAAUGAAAUUAAAGACAAAAGUUGACAAUUACUGUGCUCAGAGAAUGAGGUUUCCCUGAGGAUGUACGAUUUGCGCCAAAUGCAGCCAAUAAAUCCAGUGCUGUUUCUACAGAAAUGUAAUUGUCAAACAGUCUUGUGAAUUGACACCAAUCCAAAGAGCCCCCCAGGGUCACAUGCAUUUUACCAAUACAAAGCCAAGCAUCGCCACCACCAACUAAUUGUCAUACCCUAACUGACUAACUGAUCAAACGAAAAUGGACGAAAAUAUAUUGAAUGCAGUAGAAUCUCUUUUCGGCAAGGAUGUCAAAAUUGUGGACUGUGAAACAUCGUCAUCUGUGCAACAGGAAGAGGUGCUUCUUAUAAAUGGCGUGCCAGUCAAAUUGGAUGGAAUGCCAGAGGAUGACGCCAGCGCCAUCAAGAGCGCACUGCUCGAUGGACAGAUGCCGGCUGUGGAACAUCUGAAUCAGCUGCUCUUCCGAGCCGGACUAGCACAACAGCCAAUUGAAGUGGAGACAUCGCUAACAGUCAAGUCCUCGCUAACAACAACCGAGGAGGUGCUUGUCUCCCGUAAUGGACAUGUGCUAGACGAGCGUACCGUGGAGACCAAGGAGCAUUUCAACCAUCAUUCGCAUCAGAAGGAGAUUUGGCAGCCACUCCGACAGCCGAAUGCUUUGGGACGUGCAACGCCAGAGAAUGCACUAAAGUAUCGCACAAACUCGAAUUCGACGUUUGCUUCGCAGACUACAAAUGAUGGAGAAACUGAUCAGAAAUCAUCACGACUUGGCCGCCAGCUAAAUCAAACCUUUUCGAAUGCUUCCCUAAUGUCCAGUAGCUCGGCCAUUACUGGUUCGGAUCAAGUAAUCGGCUCCACUUCCAAUAUGUCUUCUGUCACGGAUACUACUCUGGGUGACAAAAGUUCGAAUAUCAGCAGCUGCGAUUCUGGACAUGAUGGGCUUUUUCAUAGCGUCUCCAUGAAUGCGCCCUGGCCUCAACGCAGCGGUAGGGACACGCUGACAGACUCUAUGUAUUGCGACAUUCCCAGCUCGGCUGAUGAAGCUGAUGCCAAUUCAGUUGCUUUGCUGAACACGCAGCUGCAAAUUAGCGAGCCUUGCGACUUAGCCAAUGUUAAUUGCCAAACACCGCCAACCUAUGCCAAAGACUUGCCUGCUGCAGGUAAUCUGGAAGCGGUAGUCAAACUGCUGGCCAGCUGCAACAAUGAGGAAGUAGAAUUUUGCUUCUUGCUCUGUGCACGUCUCUUUGUGCCUAUGCCAGAGUUGCUAACAAAGCUGCAACAGCAGUGCAGCAGUCAGGAACAAACACUGCAGCACCUGAUUAACCAUUGGUUGCGUAUUUGUCCAGACGACUUUCGAGAUGAGACAUUGCUGCAGGAGCUGCGUAAGCAUAAGCCGUGUCAGACUUUUCUUGAAAGUCUUCCUGCUGUGCUUGAGCAAGUAGAUGAGAGUCGAGGCAAACAAUUACAGUGUAUGAUUCUCAAGCAGUCUUCAUCCAGCUCGCUGGGGCGUCAGAGCAGUAUCAAAUCCCUAAAGCGUUUUGCUGCCAAUGUUUAUAAAACAGACAAUCUGCUGCACAGGUGCAGCAAUGCCUUUGAACUGGCGCAUCAGCUGUUUGCCAUAGAACAUGUCUAUCUGUCACAAAUACGCCUAGAAGAGUUUUUGGAAUUAAUAAAAGCAGACGACCUCCGACGGGUCAUGUCGCAAACCAAUGUAGCUAUACUCGGCUCCCAAAGCGGCGAAGAAAAGCCAGCAAAGGGCAGCAUUGCAUCUUAUGUGUUUUGGUUCAAUCAACUUUGCUGUUUAACUGCCACAGAGAUAUUAAAGCUUGGCAAGAAGUCACAGCGCGCGCAGAUGAUUGAGUUCUGGAUUGAUACUGCUUUGGAGUGUUUCAACACUGGUAACUUCAAUAGCUUAAUGGCCAUUCUAACAGCCUUGAAUUUGACAGCCAUAUCGCGACUUAAGAAAACUUGGUCUAAGGUGCAAACGACCAAAUUCGAGGGCUUGGAACAUCAAAUGGAUCCCAGCUCAAAUUUUGUCAAUUAUCGCUCGGCCAUGAAAGCGGCCGUGUGGCGUUGCGAACGCGAUGUGGCCAAUAAAAUCGAGCGUGCCAUUAUACCAUUCUUUACGCUUUUCCUCAAGGAUAUGUGUGACAUCAAUGAGAGUCGCAAAACCAGGCAAACUGAUGGCAAGCUAAAUUUUGAAAAGUGCACACUUUUUGGCGUUCAGUUGCGCAAUUUUUACUACUGGCAGCAUUUGGAAUGCCCCUAUGAGCAGCUACCCAGUGUGCUAGCCUAUCUGCAAAAGACAGAGGUGCUUACCGAUGCGUCGCUCAUGAAGGCCUCUUAUGAUUGCGAGCUACCAGAGGGCCCAGGAGAGAAGGAUCAUUACAAGACGUUGAAAGCUUCCAAGAAGUAGGCUGAGCAUGCAUUAACAUAUACACACAUUCGAAUUCGAAUUGAAUCGAGCCUCGCACAAACUUAGCAUAGUUUGUUAACAUUUCCACGUUUUUACUUUUGAACUUUCAUUGCAAUAACGAUAAUAAUUUUAACAACAC